UGAUUGGCCAGCGACCUCAAACCUGGAAGUUAAACGGAUUGUGGAAAGUAAACAAGAUGUAAAGGAGAGGAUUUUUUGCACAAAUCUGACCUCCAAACGGGUUUAUUUGGUGUUCAGGUACAAGCUACGCUGCUGGCAGUAAAUACACACCACGUAGCGUUUAAAAAAAGCGUGUGUGUUUUGGAUUUAUAAGUCUAAAUUUGACGCAUAGGUGAGACAUGAGCUGCUGUUCAACCAGCCUGGCUGCUGCUCGCAGCUUCGGCUCAGUCUGCAGCCCUCCGCUCACUUCUUCUUUAACACAGAUGUCCAGCAUGUUGGACACCGCUGCAGAGCAAAUGAUGGUCCACAAAGAUUUCCAGGCAGCCUUAGACACAUGCGACAGAGGCCUGGAGAGUCUCGCCAACAUGGAGCAAGAGGACAGCAGAUGUGGAGAGGUUAAGGCUGGUUUCUGCAUCUUAGGGAUUCAAGCACUGGCCGAGCUGAAUCAGUGGCACGGUGUCCUCUCCUGGGUCCUUCAGCAGUAUGAGCACCAGGAGAAAAUACCUGCUAAAAUAAUGCAGAUGUGCAUACUUCUUUACUCCAAAGUGGGAGAGCCAGCAGUGAUGCAGGAGGCAGCCAGAGUUUGGUUACACUGCCCGUCCAACAGCAGAGUAACGGGGUUCAGGACGGUGGCAGAGCUGUACCUGCUGCAUGUCCUCGUGCCUCUCGGACACAGAGACGAGGCUCUGGAGCUGAUUGUCGGGGAGGUCGGGGGCAGCGCGUUCACAGAGGACCAGAGGCAGGCCGCACUGGAUGUUGUAGAAGAAAAAGAGCAACAGAAACAAGAACCACCUCUAAAUCCAAGUCCAAACUCUGAGACCACUGCACAUACUAGCUCAACUCAAGGAGCUGUGGUCCGUAAACUUGAAGCCAUGCUCAGGUUCUUCUACAGAAAACUCUUGCUGACCGGCUCUGGCUCAUUCUCUCUCAGAAAAGUCUUCACGGCUGCUGUUCUUCUCUACAUGCUUUUUCUUCGAUUGGAUCCAGCUCAUCCGUCUUCAUUCAUGUGGAUUUCCAAACUUCUUCAACUGCUCAAACAGAUGUGGAGCGCCAUGUUUGCACCUUACCAUCAGGCUCUCACUCACAGCAAAGGGCUGUAAAAGACUGAAAAUCACAAUAUGUUUUGUCACUUUUUCAAGUUUUAUUAAAUCUGUUUAAACAUCA
Molecule: messenger RNA, 1203 nt
Organism: Morone saxatilis (striped sea-bass)
Lineage: Eukaryota; Metazoa; Chordata; Actinopteri; Moronidae
Gene: pex26
Product: peroxisomal biogenesis factor 26
Exons: 5
Coding region: 219-1139 (306 amino acids)
Biological process (GO): protein import into peroxisome membrane; protein import into peroxisome matrix
Cellular component (GO): peroxisomal membrane; peroxisome
Molecular function (GO): ATPase binding; protein-containing complex binding
Source: RefSeq, a predicted model, not a curated record